UUCAAUAAGGCAAGCGAAUCCUCUCUCUCCUUUUUUCUUUUUCCCCUUGCCUCCCUCUCUCGCUCGCGUGGGGGGAAGGAUUCGGAGGAGGUAGUGAAGGAGCAGCCAUGGCGGCCGAGGCGGGCAGCGCGGCCUCCGGCGCCGCCUACGAGGAGGAGCGCCGGAAGCGGGUCCUCGAGAACCUCAAGCAACUCGAGGAUCUGGGUAUAACGAAGAUGUCCAAGAGCUUGCUCCAGGCGGCGAGGUUGCAGAAGAGCACUCGUGCGAGCCCGAAGCAGCGGAGGAAGUUUGAGGCCACCGAAGUGAGGCGUUCAUCGAGGGCGCGCAACUCGGUUUCGUACAAGGAUGAUGAUUUUGGUGAACUUGACAGUUUUCUACGCCGUAGGAGGGGCAGUAGGAACACAGAGCAGGGAAGAGAUUACACUGGAAGGAUUGCCUCUUAUGAACAACAACAAAGUGCUUUCAAAAGAGCUGAGAGACUUCAAAAUCGUUUAGACCCUGAGAACCCAUCGUUUGUUAAGACCAUGGUUCGAUCGCAUGUGUCUAGUUGCUUUUGGCUUGGUCUUCCAAGUCGCUUCUGUAAGUUGCAUUUGCCUCCUAGAGAGUUUAAGAUGGUAUUGGAGGAUGAAGAGGGUGGCGAGUUUGAUUCUGUCUACAUUGGGAACCGCACAGGCCUAAGUGGUGGAUGGAGAGGAUUUGCAAUGCACCACAACUUGGAAGAUUGUGAUUCAUUGGUCUUUGAAUUGGUUGAGCCUGACAGAUUUAAGAUCUACAUUAGAAAGGCUUAUGAUGAGGAUGCAGACGAGUCUGAAUCUGUUGACUUGGAAGCCGAUGGGGACAAAAAGGACGCCAGUGCAAAGGAUGCAACUGAGCAGAAUGACUCACCUAAUGCUGAAUCUUUAAAAGGUGCUAAGAGGAGAAAACUCCGUGCACGACGGUAGAUAUUAGUUAUACAUGGUGACUUGAAAUGGGUGCUCUCUCUGUACAAGAAUGCUGCAUGUUACCAAUGUGCUCUCCUGUCAGGCCAUCCUUAUUAAUCUUUUUUGUUGGCCUGUCUAUUUCCUAAGUUAUGGCCUUAUGGGUGUUCCAAUUACCACCCCUUUUGUUGCGGCAACGGACAGAGUAUUCAUCAUCGUAGGUAGGUAGGCAGGCUUAGGUAACAUGUAAAGAAAUGUUAUGACCAUUUCCUAAGUUAUGACCUUACGGGUGUUCCAAUUACCACUUGUGUCCUGGAAUCCAUCUGUGUUUUGCUGAUUCACUGUGUUCAAUCUACAUAAUGGAUGAGAACCUUAUUGCUUAUGUGGCAAAAACUGAUCUAGAAUGGAGGAAAAAAAAUGGAUAAG
This is a messenger RNA of Oryza brachyantha (malo sina), 1343 nucleotides long. RefSeq names its product B3 domain-containing protein Os05g0481400-like. NCBI's taxonomy places the organism in Eukaryota, Viridiplantae, Streptophyta, Magnoliopsida, Poales, Poaceae. The record is from RefSeq and is a predicted model, not a curated record. The transcript has 7 exons. The coding region runs from base 108 to 941 and encodes 277 amino acids. Gene Ontology annotation, molecular function: DNA binding.